Pyrus x bretschneideri (Chinese white pear) is the source of this 1135-nucleotide messenger RNA. RefSeq lists its product as uncharacterized. The coding region runs from base 55 to 819 and encodes 254 amino acids. The transcript has 7 exons. Gene Ontology annotation, cellular component: chloroplast. The record is from RefSeq and is a predicted model, not a curated record. Lineage: Eukaryota; Viridiplantae; Streptophyta; Magnoliopsida; Rosales; Rosaceae.
ACAUUAUCUCCCUCCAAAUUUUUCAACAGCCAUGAAUGCCAUCCUCAUUCUCUCAUGGCCAUUCUUCUUCUCUCCCUCUCUCCCCACCCACCAAAUCCUCCCAAAAACCCUAAUCCCACCACCCCAAAACCCACAAUCUCUCUCCCCACCACCACUACCACCACCACCACUCCUACCUCCUCCAAAAGAAACUUGAUCCUCAAGACAACCUCCCUCUUCCUCAUUUCUCUGACCCCUCAGCAACACCCAGUUGCCCAUUCUUCACCGGAAUCUCCUCCGCCGCCUCCAAGGCCGGCUCUUUCUGGCAUCGCCAACACGAAAAAUUGGUUCCAGUUCUUCGGAGAUGGGUUUGCCAUUAGGGUCCCUCCUCAGUUUCAGGACGUUCAGGAGCCGGAGGAUUACAAUUCUGGGUUGUCCCUUUAUGGAGACAAGGUAAAGCCCAAGACCUUUGCAGCGCGUUUUGCAUCUGCUGAUGGAUAUGAGGUUGUGAGUGUUGUUAUUCGCCCAUCGAAUUCACUCAAGAUCACCUUUUUAGAGGCCAAAGACAUAACGGAUUUAGGUUCCUUGAAGGAGGCUGCAAAAAUCUUCAUUCCAGUUGGAUCUACUGUAUACUCUGCCCGAGCUAUAAAGAUAAAGGAAGAAGAAGGUUUUAGGACUUAUUAUUUCUACGAGUUUGGUAUACAACAACAGCAUGCAGCACUUGUAGCUGCUGUUAACGGUGGAAAGACAUAUAUCGCUGGAGCUACUGCCCCGGAGUCUAAGUGGAAUGAUGAUGGCGUGAAGCUUCGCUCUGCUGCUAUAUCGAUGACUGUUUUGUAGUAUGUUUUGGAUGUCGGAUUUGAAAGGCGCGUUGCAGAUUUGCAGCUCAAAAUUUUUGAAAUGUAGACGAAUUCUAGAGUCAUCUGGAGACGGUGUGAAAGCAGAAUAGCUUGUAUCAAAGUUACAGUCGAGGUUCCUCGCAUCAUUGUUGAGAUUUUACAAGGCCAUUCCUUGUCGAAAUUAUGUUGACAGUUUGAGUGGUGUACAAUUCUUUCGGCUUCAACUCGUUAGCUGAUCAUUACUGGUGCUUAUCUGUGUAUUAAUCCGAGUUUUGUUAAACAAACGUCAUUAAAACUAUCAGUACCCCCAGUUUUUA